Molecule: messenger RNA, 8451 nt
Organism: Diorhabda carinulata
Lineage: Eukaryota; Metazoa; Arthropoda; Insecta; Coleoptera; Chrysomelidae
Gene: milt
Product: trafficking kinesin-binding protein milt
Exons: 15
Coding region: 686-3499 (937 amino acids)
Source: RefSeq, a predicted model, not a curated record
GAGUGUAGUAUGGUAAAAACGCUUCAAACUAACAAAUUAAUAAAUAGUUUUACCAAAUCAAGUGUUCUCUUUCUACCCGGCAUACUACAGGAAUCCCAGCUCUUCGUAUAACUUUUUUUUUGAUGAUAUUUGUUACCUUCCUUAUCUUCAAUACUAGUAACAAUUGUAUUACACUGGUAUGUUCUUAGAACAGAACAUUUGGUUUAAAAAUGUGUAGGUUGUGUUUAUUUAAUGCAUUUACACCGGCGAUAUAUCCGAGCUACCAGUCGAGUGUCACGUCGGCAUCGAAAAAUAUUUAAAACACCUCCUUGACAAAACAUAAAACACCUCCGAUUUCAAUAUAAUCACCAAAGAUAACUGAUAACAUCCAAUUAGUGACGCAGUGUCAUUUUGAGAUCUCAUUUUAUUCAUAAUCAACAUCGAAAAAGUGAAUAGAAAAUCCUCAAAAAAAACCUUGACGUUUUGGCAUACUCCCAAAAACUAUUAAAAUCUUUCUCACUCGAUUUAUAUACAUCCUCAAAUACAGUGUUCUAUAAUUUCGAGUUGAUUCAGUGAUCGGUCGUUGCGUAAAGAACCUUGAGAUACGCCGUUAUCGUGAUUGGAAAGUGCCCGGAUGUGCAUAAUGCAAAAAAUGAAGUGUUGAAUCGUUGAAAGAUGCCCGCUGUUUUGGAGAUUGUUCAUCAAGAUGCAAAGAGGAAGACCAAGAGUGAGAGGAGGAAAGUCUGUCAAUAUCAGAGAUUGGGAGAAACAAGGAGAGUUGCUGAAAGAAUGGAACGAUGAAUUGUGCAGUGCGGAAUCGUUACCCGAAGUGGAAAUUAUCAGCCUCUUAGAAGAACAGAUUCCGAAGUAUAGAUUAAGAGCUGAUACACUAACUAAAUUUGGAGGUUACGAAAAUCAAGACUGGUUUAUACCGUCGCCGGCUCUCGAGGUUGACGAGGCCGAUUUGAAGUUAUCGCCGGAUCAAAUCCGGGAAACUUUGAAUUAUUUCCUUCUAUGUAGCAAUCGCGUGAGCCAAAUGACAAAGACCUACGAUGAUAUUGAAGCGGUUACUAGGCUUCUGGAAGAGAAAGAAAAGGAUUUAGAACUGACAGCUCGAAUCGGUAAAGAACUUCUGGUAAAUAACAACAAACUAGAAAAUACAGUGGCGUCAUUAGAAACGGAUCUGAAAGCGGCUCACGAAAAAAUCACUCAACUCAGUCAUGAAGUACACAAAAAAACUGAACUCAUACAAAUACUCACCAACGAUAUGGACGAUGUCGGUUUCGAGAACGGAUCAUCUGGGAAAGUUAAUUUGGAAUUGAUGAACAAACGGAUUUCUUCACUGGAAGAUGAGAAUAAGGCUCUGAAAAUGGAAUAUUGUCGAUUGGCAUCUUGUGCAGAUGAUAUAGAAGCCGAAGAAGCUAGAUUACUGAAAGAUCUUACAGGGCAGCUGACUUGUGCCAAUUCGAGCAUGACCUAUUUAGAAGACGAAGUAGAUAGAUUAAAAGAUGAAAAUAGGCAACAACACGAGCAAAUUUUGGCAUUACAGUCCCAGCUUCAAGACACCGAAAGUAAAUUACGUAAGAUCUUAACAGAAAAUGACGAAUUGAGUGGCAUUCUCCAAAUCACCAAAGAUAAUCAAGGUAGUUUAGCUGUCGAAUUAUCAGAAUUCAAAGCUCGGUAUUAUGAAGUCGAAGCAUUACUACGUGAUGCUCAGGAUCAAUUAAGGAAACUAAGAAAGAAGCAAAUGCCCGGUGCUAGGAUAAAUAUGUUCUCAUCUUUAGGACAGAACGCAAUUGGACCUUAUGACAGCCUUCAGAGCGAACUUGAGAUGUCUAUACAUUCUGAACUAAGCACUGAUUCUGGUAUAUCAAAUUCGGAUUUAGUGCCACAAUACAAGAAAGUAUUUGAUACGGUGAGAUGUGCUUCACAGAAUUCUCUCAGCGGAAGUGACAGCUUGGGCAGUCUCCAUUCUAGUAUGGGCGGUUAUGUAAGUAAUAUUGGAAACAAUUCAGGACCGAGAAUGUCUUCUAGAAUGCAAACUGCUACAGAUUUAAGAAGAUCAUCAGGAUCAAUAUAUAGUAGCAGUUCUUUAGGAUAUCCCAGUAUAGAGUCUACAGGAUAUUCAGAUACAGAUUGUAGUCAAACAGACUCGGAUGAAGGAUAUCCAAGUGGACCCCGCAAAGGAAUACCUGGAGUACCUGGUGCUACAGAACUAGAAGCCGCUUUGAAGAGAUUAACCCCUGGUGAAAUUUUGGCGAGGAGAGCAAAUCUUCAACAUGGACCUACGUAUGGGGGUUAUGAAGGUGAGUCGUACCUUCCAUUCGGUUGUCGAACUCCAGACAGUUUAAUGUCUACUGGCUCCAGUCACUACCAUGGUUGGAAGUUACCUGAGAAGCUGCAAAUCGUCAAGCCAAUGGAAGGGUCGCAAACUUUACAUCAAUGGUCACAAUUGGCACAACCUACCUUCGGCGGCAUUCUAGAUGAAAGACCUGGUGUAAAAAUAAGAGUUGGUAAAGAACUAGAAGAACUCGGUUUAGAAUCAUAUGCACUUAGCGAUUUAGAAGAAGACGAAGAAUAUACCAAUCCCGGGAAGAUAUUUGAUGCAUCUGUUCAUACAUACACUUACACCAAUAGCACUAUAAUGCAUCCUGAUGAUGGUACCACAUCAGUAACGCACAGUCAAAUGGGAAGUCGCAUGGCAUCAGUUUGUUCGAGCGUUCAACCAUCUCCACCUCAAACUCCAAUAGUCAGAAGUAGAAGGAAUUCUUGUAGUACUUUCUCCACUACCAUGGGUUUAGCCAAGAUGCUUAAUGAAAGAGGUAUCAAAGCAGUGACUCCAUCUUGUGUACCAACCCCAAGUGGACCUAACAGUUUUACUCCGACAGCCACUCCACAUAACAGCCCUGAUAGCAGUCCAAUGUCAACAAGACCUGGCUCUCCGGAACCCUAUGAGGAACUAAGCCUGCCUCAAUUAAUUUUAAGCUCAGUUCCAACGUUUCUGAGAGACACCAUCGGCGGGGGGGCUAAAAAGAAAGUCCCUCUUCCUAAACAUAAGAGAGUUCGAACGGAGAAAAACGAGAGUCUUGUGGGAAAGAUAGAAAGAAUGGGUAUUAAUAAUCUAAUGGCGAAUCCCAGCGCACUGUACGCUCGACCAGCACUCACAAGUCCCAUGGCACAAUUAACUUGCCUGUUACCUAGUCAUGGUAAUGAAGAUUUACCUUCCAAGGGACAGAAACAACCUAGCCCGCUUUCUACUAUAUCCGAACCGACAGGAAUAUCUUCACAGCGCAAAGGUAAUUUAGGAGUACCUGGCAAACCGGGUAGUGGAGCACUAAAUCGUAGAUUAGAACAACUUAACGCACGUAAACAACGUCGACAGCAACAGGGAGGGGGUGUUACAAGACCCGAUUUAGGAACAGUAUCGGUAUCUAAACCUGUUGAACAACCUGAACAACAUACAUCGACAUUAGGAACAUUAAGUUCAUUGCUAUUCGGUAGAAAAGGCGGUUUAUUCUAAAAAUAAGGUAGUCAAAAUAUAAAUCAUAUUUCAAUACUAUUGACGUUAUGUAAAAUGCCAUUUGUUUAAUUUCUCUUUAUGCAUACAAAUAAGUCCAAUGUUAUUACGUUUAACAAGUCAAAAAAUUAUAAAUCUGUUGAAAAAAAUACUUUUUGAAUGUAUAAUAAUAUUGAUACCUAGACCGGGAGGGAUUGGAGAAGUAAUUGUCCGCGAUUCCUGCCCUUUGAGUUAUUGAAGAAGUAUAGAAAGUACUUGUGAUUCCUGAAAAAAUAGGAUUCCAUUGACAUUUUCCUGAGAAAAUAAGAUUUUCCAAAAACAAAAAAUAGGUGACCUGCCGUGUUUUUCUGAUUCCUAUCAUGUUUAUAGAAUGAUAUUUUACAUACCCAAACCUUUUUGUUCGGGGACUUACCUUCCUUGUGGAAUCUCACACAAAUAUGUGGUAAAAAACUCCAUCAGCUCUUUUAAGGCUAUGUUCGAAGGAACUAGAUAUUCCCACGUGAACUUUAUCCAAAAUAGAGUUAAGGUCAAGUCCUUAAAUGUUUAUUUCAGAGUAAAAUCACAAGAUACUUCUGUAAGGGAGUCUUCUUCAGAGAAGCUCAUCUUGUAUUUUUGGAAAAUACCUCCUAAAACAAAAACCAUCGUUAAGUAUAUAAAUAACAAUUUUUAGGAUAUUCAAGUUACGUAAAUAUCAGUUGGAAAAAUGGUAUUAUUCAUAAAAAAUCUGUACUAAUUACCUGAGACUGGUAGCCAAUACUCGAUGUUCCUUUAUUGCUAAUCUUGAGUCCAUAAGUUUCUAAAAAGUUAUUGAGGAGUGAAAAAACAUCAAAAGAACUCUUUUCCAUUUGGCUGACCCAUCUUUCAAAUUUUUUAAUGUUUGCUUCUAUCUUAUCUUGCACAUAGAACUUGUGGACGUCCUUUUCUAAGUGUCAAAUAAAGAAUGUUCAGGUUACUGAAAACGUCCCUUAAAUAUGAAAGCUGUAUCAGCCAGUUUUAAUAGUGAAAUGUUUCCAAAAAUUUGGCUAUCUAUUUGGCCCCAUCGUCAUUUUUCACCAAAAACAUCACGAAGCUCAAACAAUCUUGACAGCACUUCACUCUUGAGAGCCACUGUACUUUACAUCAAUUCACAUAUUCUUGGUCUGUUUCGGAAACCUUAAAAACAAAUAUUUGAAAUAUACAUAUUUUAUUAGGUAUUUUGGGUGUUAAAAAAAUGAUAAACAAUCGUUCUAUAAACGUGGCGGGGAAUCGAAUUUCGUCGCAAGACACACUUUUGUUUGUUUUUGGAAAAUUUCGUUUACCAGGAAAUUCGUUCCAAUCCCUUCCGGUUUAUAAUGUGUGGUCACAUUAUUUACCCAAUUGCUUUAUGAACUGGGAAAGUUGUGUAUAAAACAUUUUUUUUCACUUAACAACUUCAUAUUAUAUCAUUUAAAAGAAUAUUUUUAUAGGUAUAUAUUGAAACCAUCUUAGCAAUAAAAAUUAGUUUUUCAAUAAAUAAUGCAAUGUACAUUGUAGAAACUAAGACUACAAUAACUAAUUUUUUAAAUUAAACCAACAGGUCAUUGGCCUACCUUAUUCAUUAUUUAUUUUUAAAACUUCAUGGACUGACCUUUAUAUUUUCAUGUUGUCACAAGGAAUAACUUUCCUUCCAAAGUUGAUGAAUUUAUAUAAUAACGUCAAUAGUAUUCAAAAUUCAAUCAUAGGGUUAAUAGCGAGGUUGAAAAUUUUUUAAAAUAAAAUAUUAUUAAGUAGACGAGUUAACAGUAUUGUUUCGACUUAGUCAUGUAAUGAUUACAGCACAAGUGAUUAUUAUAAACUUCUAAAAUCAUCUCCUCAAAGAUGUGUCCAUAGGAAGUUAACUUUUCGUUACUUUUUCCAUGUUCCAUUUAUGAAAUCAAAUUAUUAACUAAACAAAAAGUUGCUGCUUGUUUAUUGAAAUAUUAUUUAUAUUGUUGCAAAUUUAAAUACCUUAUUAUUUUGGUUCAGUUCAUUUCUAAAUGUUGAAUUUUAAUUUAACGCUGAUGUUAGUUGAAAUAACAGUAGAAACGAUUUGUCAAAGUUAAAACCUUAUUGUAUCAAAUACAAAUUUUAUUAAAAUAUGAUAUUUUUCUUCAUACGUGGUUUUAUAAAAAUAAAAUAGCCUCAAAUCUAGAAAUUUUACUCAAGAAUUUAAAUUUAAAAAGAUUAGACAUAAGAAAUUUAAUUUAAUUUCUUAACUGGUAUAAAACCUUUAGUUGAAUUGGACACAUGUGUUUGUAUCACUUGCUUCUUAAAAUGUCUUAAUUACCGAACUAAGUGUAUCUUAUUUUAAAAUUAUAUUUAAAAAUUUUAAGGCAUCCAAGCUUUAAAGGCAUUAACAAAAUACAUCGUAUUAAAUUAUUGUCAACAAUGUUUACUUUUUUAAAAUAUUAUUUUUUAAAAUACUUAUUAGCUACAGCAUGAUAUUUUUGUUGGAAAUUAAAACAUUACUUAUCUUAUUUUGAUUCGAUGCAAUUUAAACAUAGCAGUCAGCAGUUCACUUAGACGUUAAACCAUCUUUUGGUCAAUUAGUUUCCAUAUAUGUGUUUUAAUUUGAAAAUCUUAUUGAGGCCACAGAUCUCCUAAAUUUAGAUAGAUAUUUGCUCUACCCAAAUUGAUAUCAACUGGGGGUCUAAACUAGAUCUACAAUAUGAUAUCCUUCAUAAAAUAUUUGUACCUUAACUUUUCAACUUUCACUCAAUAUUAUUUUUUGAUUCUGAGGUAAUAUUUUCCUAACAAUAACAAUUUAUCAUAAAUAUACAUUGGUUUUAUAUACAGUGCCAAUAUUGUUUAACCUUAAUAUUAUAUAAUUUUCUAAUAUUUUUUUAUCAAAUAUUGUCCAUAUUUUUAACAGUUUCAUACUAUUAGAUCACUAUUAUUUUACGAAAAGAUGCAAUAAUAACUCUAGGAAAAAUAAUAUACUAGGGCGCUUUAAAUAUAAUCGAGACAAACGCUCUGACUCACUCAUUUGUUAUCGAAAAUAUUCACAAAAAUUUCCAGUUUUUCUAGGUAAUUCCCCUCAGUAGUUUCGAGCGAUAAGCGGGUUUCACGUGACUUUACAGAAGGUUAGAGUAAUAUGCAGCAUUUAUGGAACGUUAUGUGCAUAGAAAGUCAACGUACAUCCCUCCCUAUCGGUUCCUGAUGUUGAGGGUUGAGGACUCGGAAUAAAACUGUCCAAGAGUCUUUAAAAUGCCAACGUUUCGAUCUUCAUCAAAGCUAAAAAUAUAUGGUAUAUUAUAACUCAAACGUUGUUUAUCUUCAUCAAAGGCAUUUUAACAAACUUUUGGACAGUUUUAUUUUGAGUCUUCAACCCGUAACACACUUCGAAAUUACAUACUAGGAAGGACAAUAAUAUCAAAAAUGACAAGUACACAUAAUCUUACCCGCAGACCUGCUCUCGUAAUUAUUGUGUUAACAAAUUUUUUAAUGACACACUUGCAACUAGAAGUUGUAUACGAAUUUUAUAACUUUUUAUCAUCAUUUCGUUCUUUUUUGUUAUUUUCAAUGCAAAAAAGUAUUUGUUGAGUAGUUUGUAGAUUUUGGCUAUUAACAUCUCUUUUUGUAAUAAUUAUUUGUUUAUAUUAGUGGAAUUACCAUUAACUAUUAGCUAGAUCGAAAGGAUCAAGUUUUUAAUGUCGUUACAUAUCAAAAAAUCUUCUUUAUUUGUUUUUUAUACUUUUAACUAUUUUUAUAGAAUAAAAGUGGCUUAAUGCGAAACCGAUAUAUUUUAUUUAUAAAAACCCUUCAAUAAUACAACAAAUUCAGAUUGCUUGGAGCCUUGCAAUGUAAUAAGCCAGUUUUGGAAGUUGUAAGUGGUAAAAUAUACAUUUUCAAGUCCAUAAUUUCCCUAAAUUUUGGAUCAAGUCACUUUUGUUCAGAACAUGAGAAAUACUGAAUAAAACUUGAAUACAUUGAUGCACAUCUCGCCGCAUAUGGUCCUUCAAGCCGGAUAUUUUGUAUUGAAUAUUUUUUAUUCCAUAUAAAAAACAAAAUCUAAAUUUUUUUAUCAUUAUUUGUGUUAUUUCAAAACAUUCACUGACUUCAUUGCAUCAAUACAUAUAAUCUUUUGAAUGGCAUGUGUUUAAAGAUUUUCAUAAUAUAUUAAAGUAUCCGCGCUUUUCCUUUUUCUGUUUUGAUUUGAUCGAGGUGAUUGUAUAAUUGUACUUAAUAGAACGCCAUAUAUAACUUUAUAUAUUUCAGACUUUGAUGUAGCACAAAAGUAUAUUUUAUAAAUUUGAUUUUUGGAUACCUUUCUAUUUGGUGCUGUUUUAAAUGCUAAGUUAUAGUUGUAACUCUUAGGGGUCUAUUAUGUACCUUUUUUGGUUAAAAAUAACCAAUGGUUAUAUUUAAACGUUGUGUAUAACCUUUGUAUUCUAUCAUCAAAACUUUAGUUGUAUAUGUAACCAACAGCGGGUAUAGUUUUGAUUAUAGUAUUAUUUAUAUCGACAAGGUGUAAGGAUAUAAAAUAAUUUAACUACAUUUUCAAGGAUUUUGUAACGUUGUCAAACUUGUGCUUAACUUCGGUACGUAAAUAUAACCGUAUAGUUAAAAAUGAAAAAUUAACCAGAUAUUUAAAACUGAACAAUACAGAAUACUCAACCGAUUUAAUUUCUAUAUCGAUGUUGUUAAAAAUAAAUUGAUAACCUAAUGGUUACAAAUAACCGAAAAGUUACAGAAUAGACCCCUUAAUGUAAAUAAUAUUUUAUGUAUAUAGUCAUGAUAGCAAUCCCGAAACUAUUGAAAAUUAUUUGAAUGUAGAUUAUUACACCUAUAAAGUGCCAAACGUUAAUUGACACAUAUCUCUUACAGCAAUUAAUUUAAAUUUACUUUUCAUUAUUAAGCAAUAAUUGUGGAUUUGUCAUGCAGUAGCCCAGUGCUAAUCUAAAUGUGAAACUAUUUGUUAAUGAAAAACUCCACUUCAAUAAAAAUCUAAUCAAAAA